This is a messenger RNA of Mycena citricolor, 5441 nucleotides long. The record is from the annotation of a GenBank genome assembly. Lineage: Eukaryota; Fungi; Basidiomycota; Agaricomycetes; Agaricales; Mycenaceae.
CUGAGUCCCGCCUCGAACCUUGACGAGCAUUUGCUUCGGAUCGCCUUCUUCUUCUUCUCGUCGUUCGUUCUUGUUACAUACGCUACCUUUGAGUGCUUGAAUGUCGGUCCCUGGUGCGGAGUCGAACGCCUCAGAUCCAAAUACUUCCAUCAAGACAUGGCUCUCGAAGAGGAACAGUGCGCGCGCGGCGGCCCAGCAGGCUUUCGCGGCGGAUCCGAAGUACAAGAAAUACACGCAGCAGGUGGAGCGUUGCCUGAACUCAUUCGAUAACGUGCACGAAUGGGCAGAUUGCAUUGCGUUUCUCAAGACGCUGCUCAAGACUUUCCAAUCGUAUAUGCAGUUCAAGGAGAUCCCUCGGAAACUGAUUGUCGCGAAACGCCUAUUACAGUGCUUGAACCCGGCGCUGCCAACGGGUGUGCACCAGCGGGCACUGGACGUGUACUCGCAUAUCCUCGCAGUGCUGGGGGCGGAGGGUCUCAAGCAGGAUCUGGCACUCUGGUCUUCUGGGCUCUUUCCGUUCUUCGAAUAUGCGGCGACGUCGGUAAAGCCUGCAUUAUUGAAUCUAUAUGACACGCACUACCUCCCGCUUCAAGCAGAUUUACGACCCAUCAUGAAAUCGUUCAUACUCGCACUGCUGCCGGGACUGGAAGAGGAGACGGGAGAGUUUUUCGAAAAGGUGAUGAGCUUGCUCGACCGACUAUCUGGCACAGUAUCUCCCGCGUUCUUCUUCCAAAACAUAUGGCUCGUCAUGUUGACAACGCCCGCGGCACGGGGGAAUGCGCUCAACCUACUCUCGCGCAGGCUGCCGCGUCUGAAUGCUGAAGAGGACAUUAGCUCCAUCAUUGGGCAGGACAUUGGUCUGAUGAUCCGGGCCUUCUCUGCGGCAUUAGAGGACGACAACUUGCUUGUGCGUCGGGGUGCGCUUGAUCUAUUGCUCCAGACGACGCGACUGGACAGCGUUGCUCUUCGAAAAGCGCAGGCGGACGACCGGGGUAUCUUGAUGCGAGCUGCGACGAGCGUCGUUCUCCGGCGCGACCUGAGUCUGAACCGACGGCUUUACACGUGGUUGCUGGGCCCAGACGAGCGUAGCGAGGUGCAGAUGGAGUAUUUGCGUCAGCACGGGCUGGAGCUGCUCAGGAGGACGCUUGAUGACGAAAUGCUGUCGCCGUCCGGAGAGUACGCUGACUCGCGACCGUUCAAGAUCUUCAUUUCAUUGCUGGACAAGUGGGAAAUCGGGGCGCCUCUGACGGAGAGUCUGGUGUUCGAUGCGUUCAAGGCCGUGAAGAGACUCGUAGAGGAGCCCGGAAACAGUGGCGAAGACGUCACGAUGACCGCCAGCACACUGUACGAAGCUGUCGAGCCCGCAGUUCUCUGGAAGCAGCUGCUUCGCCGUGUGUUCGACGAGAUCAACUCUGAAGACGGAAGCAAAACAGAGGCGAUCCGAAUGGUCCUGUUUAUCCUGCGGACAUUCUCGCAGGACGAUGAGAUCCAGACUAUUCAUCUCCCGAUCAUCUUCGCAGGACUGACGGAUCUGCUCGAUGCGCAACUCACCAAGGAUGUGGGCAGGAGUUUGACUCCGGCUGUGCGCGAAACGGUCAUUCUGCUGGAGGAGAUUCUACGGCAAAUUCCCCACACCACAUUGAUGGCACCGGUCGAAGGAGAGGGCGCCCGCCCGCAUUCAUUUGCUGCGUCUUUCUAUGGCUUUUCUGUCCCCGAGGCCACAACAUCGACAAAUUCUGCGAUGCCUGCACCAUUUGCCAGCUCAUUCGAAAACCUGAUCACGCUCAGUCGGAUGUGUUCGCGAUACCUGGUCGAUGGGAACCCGAGCAAUCCUGCGUUGCUGCGAGAGGUCGCGUCACAAGUGAUGCUGCUGCUCGAAAGACUGGUCAGUCGGCUCGAGUCCCCAUUGACAGCCGAGUGGGAACCGAGCGAGUGGCUGGCUGCAGUACUUGCUACUCUGGAUCACCCGCAAUGCAACUUCACUCUCGUGGACCGGUCCAUCUCGUUAAUCGUCGUUCUGCAGCAACACUCGCCUCAGCUGGUCGUGGACGAGCGUCGCACGAUGGGGGUCAUGGUGAAACGUCUGCUCAAGUACCUGCGCCCAGACUUGACGGUAUAUCACGUGAGGGCGGUAGCGUUGAUUUGGGCGUUGCAGGGCAUCACGCAUCGGAAGUCACAUGUGGAGUCCGUUUUGGCGGAGAAACUUACGGCCAGGCAACCACUGGAAGCGUUCGAGGCAUUUGGCGUGCUUUGGAGGUUGACGGAGGAUUCGUUCCUGCCUGGGUUCCGGUUCAAGAUGCCGAUGAUGAUUGUGUUGGAUUCGCUCAAGUCAGAGGAUGUGUCUCUGAGGAGGGUCGGCGAGACCUGGAUGCGCUGCAGUCUGCGGUCCUAUCUUCGCGUUCUAGACCCGAUCCUCUUCGAUUUGCUCGACCCAGCGAUUCAACGGACAGCGUACACACACCGGGUCAAGGGCAAGGAAAUCCAGGGGUAUAUGUAUGAGCGGUCUUUUGAUCAACACUACGCGGGACACUUGUUGGACUUGUUACUUGCGAUCGUGCGCUUUGGUGGACAGGGCUUCUCCAAGACUGCUCGUGGGUCGCUUAUCAAAGGCGAGCUGCUUCUCAGCCGGGUCGAUGGCCAAGGCUCCUAUCUGGAUGCUCUGGUUGACGUACUAUUACGCUUCCUCCAAUCAGAGCCCAAAGAAAACCAUGAAACGUCAAUGCUCGCAAACAACUUGGCCAUUCAGUCAACUACUGUCGAUUUACUCCAGGCUAUUGUGGCCAGGGGUGAGGUCGAUCCUGUCACGGUCGAAGUGAUCCAAGCAGUCGUCGUGGGGAAGCUGUAUCUGUGUAUCCACAGCGGAAAGCUGGAUUUGCAGAACAAGCUCUUGCAUCUACUCCAUUCCUUGAUCUCAGCAUCCGCGGCUGAGAAGCCGGGCAAUGCCGAGUCGUCCUCCUCGGCGUCUGACACGGACGCUACCCCUCAUACGGUCGCGAACACAUUGCUCAUCCAGGCGCUCGUGGAUGGGCUCUCGACGCCGGAGAACCGGCCCGUGCUGCAGCACUGGCUGGACUUCGUGCUGAUGGCCGUGCAGCUGUUCCAGCCAGCGCUGCAGAAUGUGGUGACUCCGCUCAACGAAACGCUGUGUAAACAAAUACUAGCGAACCUCGGCGACUUGCUGACGGUUACAUUCGCGGAUGGAUUGUUCGGGGACGAUCUGAAAUCGACUGCGACGGAUGCUGAACUGGGGAUGUUGCUGGGGGGACUCGAGCGAUUGGUGUUGUUGAGUCUGGCGUUCCCAACUGAGAGCGGUGGGGCAGGAAGUGCCGGUGGCGGUGUCGAGGACGAUACUGUCGAGAACAGCAGCGGCCUAUUGGGCUAUGUGUCGACCGUUUUCAGCUCUGACACAGCGCCGCCUGUCUCGGAUGAACAACAGUUGACUGCUAGAUCGGCAGGAUAUCGCUCCUUGCACGAGGCCGUCCGAGUCUUGUAUCUCGUGUGGUCGACACUGGCUUGGGAGGAGCGAAGCACGUGGUCAUCCAAGGACGAAACCCUCGAACUCAUCUACUCGCGAACCAGGCUGAGGUGUAGACGGGUCCUCGAGCAUCUCUUCAGAGUACAGAGUGCAGAGGUGUUCGAGUCGAUCAUUGAUUACUGGAAUCGAGAGUUGCCGGAAUCGCAACUGCCUUAUGAGCAAGCUUUUGAGCUUGUUGACGUUCUCAUUUCAAGUGCGCAGGGUGUGGUGCAUAUGGUCUGUGAGAGCAUCACCAUCCGGAUGACCGGUGUCUCUGAGAAGACGAAGAAACAAGCCAUCAAUCCUGACUUAACGGAUGCAGUCCUCUUCAAGUUCUUGGAACAAUAUCUCGCCCGUCUCGAAGGUCCGAUCGCACUGCAGGUCUGGCCGAGAUAUCUGCAACUGGUCAAAGAUGUAUCAGGGAGCACGAGGGAAUACAAGCCCCAGACGUACCCUGCAUUGCGUUGCUUGACUGUUCUUGCGGAGAAAAUCACGCAGACCACGGCGAUGGAAGACCGACGGAACCGGAAGGAGCUACAAGAGACGUUCGGCCGGCUGCUGGACUCGUGUGUGAUGUUCAUCGGGCGCGACCAAGGUUCCUGGAUCCGCCGGAGUGUGAAAGAGAAUGGGCGGGACUCGCCUGCGCCAGAUAAGGACAAGGAGAAGGAGAAAGAGAAGGAAAAGGAGAAAGCGAUGGUUCCAACGACCGCUUCGGAGGAGGUCUUUGUGCAGAUCAACGGAUUCAUUGCAGGAACGGCAAUGCCCAAUCUACGGAGGUUCCUGAUGGACAACGACAAGGUCGUGGCGGCGUGCACGAACGUCGUGUAUUACAUUGUGGGGCCUGCAAUGAAGGGCAAGAACACUCGGCCGUUGGACAUCGACCCUGUGAUUGUCAGUAUCAUCCGUGAGAUGACACGGAUCCCCGCCGCGCUCAAGACAUGGAAGCCGGCCGUCGCAGAACUGCUUAACGACAACCGGCUGUUCAAUUGCACACCAGACAGCGCGGAAAAGUGGAAGCCAAUCGUGAAGACGCUGUUCGAUCAGGACAAGACAGCGUUCCCUGAGCUGCUCACGAAGGUGGCCACUGCUCCAUCUGCGAACAUCUUUACCAACAGGGAAUACGAGAUGCUCCUGCGGUCACUCAACAUCAGACGGUUGUCGUUUGUGCUGCUGACGGGGGACAAGAACUUUUUCCUGACACAGCUGCCUUCAAUCCAGGAAAAGCUGGUUGACAUUUUCCGCAAUGUGACAGCACCGAUUGUGCAGAGCGAAGUCUAUCUGUGCAUCAGGGUGUUGUUGAUUCGCCUGUCGAGACAUAAUCUGACAUCGUUCUGGCCGGUGUUGUUAACGGAGAUGUACCGGGUCUUUGAGCAGUUGAUGACGAAUCUGCCUAGCGAUGGGUCGGAGGAUCUGCAGCUGGUGUUGGCGGCAAGCAAGUGUCUGGAUCUGCUGAUCACCUUGCAGUCGGAGGAGUUCCAAAUUCACCAGUGGAUCUUCAUCACAGACACCGUCGAUGCUAUUUACCGGCCAGACGGGUGUUUCCCAGAAGCGAUGAUGGAUCAUCUCGCUGAGAUCGUCAGCAGCCUGCCCGCCGACACGUCCUCGACAUUUCCCGUGACACCAGCAACGCCGCAUGCAGCGAUGACAACCGCAGCGGCGCGGCCGAUGCGUCGCCCGCUGCUCAACGGUGUGCGCCAGCUCGAGAGCAUGCGCGAUUUGGUGCCGUUUUUGACCGGCGUCAGCAUUGCCUCGUACGAGAGCGUCUAUGCGAGUGCCGGCAGCGUCGAUUGGGCCAGUGUCGAGGCAGGGAUCUUGGAGGAUGUAUUUGAUGGCAGGUAGUCCGUGUCUGCAUAUACCACAAUUUUAGCAUACCAGUUAUAUAUAGCAACUUGAAAAGUACUUUAUUCAGAACACGAUUCGUUCUCUA